Molecule: messenger RNA, 210 nt
Organism: Prunus armeniaca (apricot)
Lineage: Eukaryota; Viridiplantae; Streptophyta; Magnoliopsida; Rosales; Rosaceae
Source: the annotation of a GenBank genome assembly
AUGUCAUUACAAGAGAAGAAAAUCGCAGGGAGGGGAUGGGUUUUGUGGGUCUGGUUUCGGGGUUGUGGGUUCGUGGGGUUAGAGGUUGUGGGAGGGGUGGGGGUGGGGGUUGGGUUAAGUGUGGCAGCCAUGGGUAGCUGGGGAGCUGCCGAGGUGGGAAUAGGGGGCUGGGCCGUAGGGGGAAGGAAAGGGAGAGGGAAGGAGAGGUAA